AUGGUGCUGCUGCUCGACGGCGGCGUCGGCCACGAGUGGAAGAAGGCGCACGGCGACGCGAGCUUCCUGGGCGGCGCGCUCGCGUGCGAGACCGACCCGGCGCGGACCGGCGUCCCUUCUCUUCAUGUGAAGCUCUCGUGGCCUAAUGGACAAGGCGUCGCCCUCCUAAGGCGAAGAUUGCGGGUUCGAGUCCCGUCGUGAGUAUUUUCUGAUUGGUCCGCGCGCGCAGGAGGGCGUCGCUGCGGUCCACGAGGCGUUCUUCGCCGCCGGCGCCGACGUCGCGACGACCAACAGCUUCGUGGCGACGCCGCACCACGCCGGCGACCGCGCCGUGCCGCUCGUCACGGCCGCGGCGCGCUGCGCGCAGCGCGCGGCGCGCAGCACCGCGCAGCCGCUGCCGGCGAUGCGCAAGGUCGCGGGCUGCCUCCCGCCGCUCGGCGAGUGCUACGCCGUGCGCCGCGACCGCUCGGACGCCGACGCCGCGGUCUACGAGCAGCUGGCCUUCGCGCUCGCGGACGAGAAGGUCGACGUCCUGCUGGCGGAGACGCUGACGCACUCGAGCGAGGCGGCGAACGUGAUCUUGGGCGUGAAGAUGGCGUCGCUGAAGCGGGGCUACCGGCUGCCGCUCUGGGUCGUCUUCACGCUGGCGGACGACGCGACGGGCCGCCUGCGGGGCGGCGAGCGCGCGGCCAUCGCGAUCCAGCGCGCGCUCGACGCGGCGGACGGCGCCGGCGUGCUCCUGAGCGGCGUCGGCGUGAACUGCUGCGCGCCGGGCGCCGUCGACGCGGCGCUCGCGGACGUCGUCGAGGUGGCCGAGGGACGGGAGGUCAUCGUCUACGCGAACGCGUUUGAAAGCACGACGUCGGAGUGGCUCAAGAAGGAGGGCCGGCCGGACUGUUGCGGCAAGCCGUGCCGCGGGAACCCGCGCGAGUACGUCGACGGCGUCAUGACGCCGGACGCCUACGCGCGGCGGGCGGCGUCGUGGGCGCGCCGCGGCGCGACGGUCGUCGGCGGCUGCUGCGGCACGACGCCGGCCCACACGAAGGCGUGCCGCGUCCUGUUCGACCGGCAGCGCCGGCGGUCGCGGUUCUUCGGCUACUUGACCUUUCUUGCGGUCGUGCUUGCGGUGCUGGCGCGCGCGCUUGGGCCGGCGCUGGCGCUGGCGCUCGCGGAGAAGAGGGUAUGGGAUGAACUAUAG
Molecule: messenger RNA, 1198 nt
Organism: Pelagomonas calceolata
Lineage: Eukaryota; Pelagophyceae; Pelagomonadales; Pelagomonadaceae
Source: the annotation of a GenBank genome assembly